Messenger RNA from Thermochaetoides thermophila DSM 1495, 660 nucleotides. RefSeq lists its product as uncharacterized. The transcript has a single exon. The record is from RefSeq and is a predicted model, not a curated record. NCBI's taxonomy places the organism in Eukaryota, Fungi, Ascomycota, Sordariomycetes, Sordariales, Chaetomiaceae. The coding region runs from base 1 to 660 and encodes 219 amino acids.
AUGACGACUAAAAACCCAGAUGAGCUCACUCUUGACUCUGACAACGAAACCAACAACGCUUCCCAUGGCCAAGACGAGAGCGCCGCUGUCGCCGCCGCAAUGGGCUUCUCCUCCUUCGGCAACCCGCACUACAUCGACCGUGAGGAAGCAACACCCCCCUGCAAAAAGCGCCGUUUCAAUCCGGGUGAAGCUGCUGGAGCGCAGAUAGCUGAAGAGAAACAGGGCCCAGUAACAGACCAGGGCGCUCAGGCUAGGGGGUUGGAAGAGGGAGGGGGAAGGAUAGGCUAUGCCGAUAGCGACGACGACGACGAUGAUAAUGAUGAUGAUGGCGGCGCAAAGCUCGAGGGGACGACUGCGUCAAAGAUUGGAGAGAACCAGCAGCGGCAGCAGGUCUGGCAACCUCAGCGUCAUCAGCAACAGUGGCAGCCUUACCCGUACCAACAAGGGCAGUACCAGUACCAUCCCCAGCAGUAUGGGCAACAACUUUGGCAGCAGCAGCAACAUGGUCAGGGGUAUCAGCAACAGCGUCUUCAGCAUCGACGAGGACAGCAUAAUCCGAAUUGGUAUAUCGAUUACUACGAUCCGAGCAGUAAUGCUAAUCCGUGGGAGAGGUUGGAGAAGAGGAAGGGGUUGGAGCCGGUUGGGUCGUGGCUCCGUUAA